Sphaeroforma arctica JP610 is the source of this 1813-nucleotide messenger RNA. Its product is annotated as tyrosine aminotransferase. The coding region runs from base 170 to 1417 and encodes 415 amino acids. The transcript has 7 exons. Lineage: Eukaryota; Ichthyosporea; Ichthyophonida. Gene Ontology annotation, molecular function: pyridoxal phosphate binding; L-tyrosine:2-oxoglutarate transaminase activity. The record is from RefSeq and is a predicted model, not a curated record. Gene Ontology annotation, biological process: aromatic amino acid metabolic process; biosynthetic process.
AUGCACUGUACUGUCUUCUGUAUGUAUGUCCGAGGUAUUCUUGGCAUCUCUAUAUAUGAACGAAUCAAAUGAUUAUUGAACAGCAUAACUACUUUUAAGACACUGGUGAGUAAGCAUCAGAAUAAAACGACUCUUAACCAGAUUUAUAGAUAUUUCAAACUCAGACAUAAUGGCCAUUAACACAGAUAGCACUCCCCGUUCAGGAUGGGCUGUAGAAUCGUCCAUCGUAGCGAAACGCACGUUUAACCCCAUCCGUACAGUGGUGGAUCAGAUGAAGAUCGUGCCCCACCCAGAUAAGGCUAUGAUCGCACUUUCCAUUGGCGACCCCACUGUGUUUGGCAAUCUGAGUGCACCCGAGUCUGCGGUCGAGGCCACCAUCGCGAACGUACACACCGGAAAGUUCAACGGCUAUUGCCAUUCUGCUGGCGACGUGAAGUCUAGGACAGCUAUUGCCGAGUACUACACCUGUGAGAACGCGCCAAUUACCGUUGACGAUGUAAUUAUUACGAGCGGAUGUUCUGGUGCCCUUGACCUGGCCAUUGGGGUGCUAGGCAAUGAAGGAGAUAACAUCCUUGUACCACUACCUGGAUUCUCGCUAUACCAGACGCUGGCUGAGUCCAAGGGUAUGACUGUCCAGCACUACCCACUACUAGCCGAUAGCAACUGGGAGGUUGAUUUAGAAGCCCUCGCCGGGAUGAUCGACAAUCGCACCAUGGCUAUUGUGGUGAACAAUCCGUCAAAUCCAUGCGGCUCGGUCUAUUCCAAGGAUCACCUGAAGGCUAUCCUAGCGGUGGCGGAGAAGAACUUCGUACCUAUUAUCGCCGAUGAGAUAUACGCAGACAUGGCGUUUGAGAAGGACUCGUUCUUCCCACUCGCGUCACUGGAGAGUUCGGUACCUAUUCUGGCAGUAGGAGGUCUGGCGAAGCGCUGGUUGGUCCCGGGUUGGAGGGUUGGAUGGAUUCUGAUCAACGAUCGCAAUAAUGUGUUCGGGAAAGAGGUGAGAGCAGGUCUCAACAGUCUCACACAAUUGAUCCUGGGUGCAAACACUAUGGCGCAAUCGCUGAUACCGGCGAUGCUCAACGACACAAAACAGGACUUCUACACAGACACCCUCAGCACACUCCAAAAGCACGCACAGCUCAGUUACGAGAUGAUUAGUAAGAUACCCGGACUCACUCCAGUCAUGCCCCAGGGAGCGAUGUACAUGAUGGUGGGCAUUGAUGUGGAGGCGUUCACGGAUCUGAAGACGGAUAUGGAGAUGUGCCAGGCACUUAUCACAGAGGAGAGUGUGUUUGUACUGCCCGGAAGUUGCUUUCAGAAGCCGAACUUCUUCCGCAUUGUAUUCACAGCGCCCAUUGAGAAGCUGCGGGAGGCCUACGAACGACUAGCCGAGUUCUGUGAGAAGCAUCGUAAAUAAGCGGUUUGACGCAGAAAUCAACCUGAAUGCUGACUCGAAAGACAUGGGAGUCAGGCCUCAGACAACUGAUAGUUCUAGUACCAUGCCAGUGCGAGCAUAGGAAUAAAGAACGUGACGUGAGUGUCUUUAUUGUAUCAUUUCUUGUCUGUGAUACAUCUGAAGUCAGUCAAGUGAUGGACCCGAGGGCCGACUCAAAGUCAAGGGGGCCAGGCCUCAGAUAACGAUAAUUUCAGUACCAUGCCAGUGCGAGCAUAGGAAUAAAGAACGCAACCUCAGCAUCUUUCGGUGUAUUUCAGCAGUGUCGUUUUAUCGUGUGUGAGAUACGUCUGAAGAAGUUGUGUAGUAUGUGCUCAGUCCGCUGAGCUGAGUUGAGCUAUGUAGAUAACCUUCUAUUCU